GGCUGCGAGGGCCCCUCCCCGGAAGUGCGUCCCUUCUACUUCCGGUUGGAGUGCUGAUCUUGGCGCCAGGCGGACAGUAGAUGAGGUAGAGGGGCUGGGUGGGUCUAAGUUCUUCCAGACCUGCGGCACAGGACCAGCCUCUGAGUGGUGUGGAGCCGGGAGUUGUGCUCUUCAGAGCGGCGGUUAGACGCUUGGCGGCUUGCGGUUGAACCCCGGGAAGAGAGAACGGCUUCCACGAAGCCAGGCUGUCUGAGUGCCUUAGGAAGAAGAUCCUUUUAUUGAUUCUAUUCCAAACCAGAUCGGGCCUCAGUUGUCAGAGAUAGCCGCUCGUGGGGUGUCUAAUACAGGAGCAGAAUUGUUCCUGGAGAAGAAUGAUGACAGUAGAUCUGAAGGUGGCUGAGUUCUUGAACCCUCAGAUCAGAGCUCUUUGGGAGACCAAGGGACUUGUGGUAGAGAACUCCAGUCAGCAUAAGAAACAUGCCCCACAGACGGACAGUCUCAGUCCUGAGAGGUCUCACCAGCACUUCCGGAACUUCCUCUAUCAUGAAGCAGCUGGACCCCGGGAGGUAGUUGACCAGCUUCAAGAAUUAUGCCGUCGGUGGCUGAGGCCAGAGAUUCAUUCAAAAGAGCAGAUCUUGGAACUUGUGGUGCUAGAGCAGUUCCUGACCAUUCUGCCGGGGGACACCCAGACUCUCAUAAAGAAGCACCAUCCACAGAGCAUCGAGGAGGCUGUGGUCCUGGUAGAACACUUGCAGAGCGAAACUGGCCAAACAAGGAAUGGGGUUGCAGUCCAGGAGCUGGGAAAAGAGGCAGUGCUCUUGGGAGAAGCAGCAGAGGCCCCAGGCUUCCAGCUGAAGCCAGCAGAGUCCCAGCCAGUGGGCAUGUCCCGGGAGGAAGAAGUUUGGAAUAUACACCAGGGUCUACAAGAGCCACUGAGCAGGAAUACCCACAAAGAACCUGAGCCCGUAUGUGAGAGGGUGGUGCCUGCUCACCAGAUCCUAGCCUUUCCUGAGCAGACAGACACCAAAGACUGGACAGUGGCACCUGAGGUUGUCUUGCCUGAGUCCCAGAGCUUGUUGACAUUUGAAGAAGUGGCCAUGUAUUUUUCCCAGGAAGAAUGGGAGUUACUGGAUCCCACUCAGAAGGCCCUCUACAAUGACGUAAUGCAAGAAAACUAUGAGACUGUCAUCUCUCUAGCUGUGCCAGCUCACCAGCUCCUAGCCUUUCCUGAGCAGACAAAUACCAGUGAGUGGACAGUGGCACCUGAGCUCAUUCUGCCUGAGUCCCAGAGUUUGUUGACAUUUGAAGAAGUGGCCAUGUAUUUUUCCCAGGAAGAAUGGGAGUUACUGGAUCCCACUCAGAAGGCCCUCUACAAUGAUGUAAUGCAAGAAAACUAUGAGACUGUCAUCUCUCUAGCAUUAUUUGUGCUUCCCAAACCUAAAGUGAUCUCCUGUCUAGAGCAAGGAGAAGAGCCAUGGGUUCAAAGACCCCUGGAGUUCAAGGACAGUUCUGAAGAGCUGCCUACAGCAGGGCUGGAGCUUAAAAAUGACACUGAAAAUAUUCAGUCUCUAUGUCUUUCUGACUUAGAAAUACAAGCACCAGUAGCUAUAGCAUCAAGAAAGGCCAAAUUGAAAGUUCCCCAGAAAACAAUUGGCAAAGAAAAUCAUGGUGAUGUGCAUAGGGUGGGGAAAUUGCACCGAGAUUUUCCGGUGAAGAAAAAAAAGAAACUUUCAACUUGGAAACAAGAGCUUCUGAAACUUAUGGAUCUUCAGAAGAAAGAACGUGCAGCAGAGAGGCCUUUUAAAUGCCAGGAAUGUGGGAAAAGCUUCAGAGUUAGCUCUGACCUCAUUAAGCACCAGAGAGUUCACACGGAAGAGAAACCAUAUAAAUGUCAACAAUGUGAUAAGAGGUUUAGGUGGAGCUCAGAUCUUAAUAAGCACUUAACAACACACCAAGGAAUAAAACCAUAUAAAUGCUCAUGGUGUGGGAAAGGCUUCAGUCAAAAGACAAAUCUUCACACACACCAAAGAACUCACACUGGAGAGAAGCCCUUUACUUGUCAUGAAUGUGGGAAAAAAUUCAAUCAAAAUUGCCACCUUAUUAAACAUCGGAGAACUCACACGGGUGAGCAGCCUUACACCUGUAGCACAUGCAGGAGAAACUUCAGCAGACGCUCAAGCCUUCUUAGACACCAGAAACUCCACCAGUAAAGGGAAGUUUGUUCAGUGUCCUCAGUCUGAAGAAAUUUAUCAAGUGGAGCUUGACUUUAAGAAAAUAUAAAAUUAUGAAGCAUGAAGAAUUUUUCAUCAGGAAACUUUGGGAUAUAAACAUGUUUCAUAGAAGGAAUCAAGAUUGACUCUUCAAAGGAUUUGUUAGUAGUUGCACUACUUGCUGUUUUUACUAAAAGCUUCCAGGGAAUUCCUUAGCAGGAGAGGUGUUCUAAGAACAUUCUGAGUAAAGCCAAAAGCUGUUUGGAGAUUGUAUAUAGCAAAACAGCAAAUUCAGCUUUGUGUAGCAGAUGCAGCUCUGAAAUAGUCUUCUUUGGCCACAGAGGUAAAUAUUGUUGGUUUGCAUUGAUUUCCCAAGGCACUCAAACUUAAUAUGAUGGAAACAUUUGUAUUAUAGAAUGGUCUUCAAAAACAAAAAGCAAUAAUAUGCAUGUUUAGUUGCAAUAAUAUGCAUGUUUAGUUGCAUACCAUUGUCUUCCAGGUUUGCCAGUUUCAAUAAUCUCAUGGGCAGAAAUGAAUUCUAAUGUAAAAUUUUUGAAGAACCAAAUUGGAUUUUCUUUUUUUUUUCAAAUUGGAUUUUCUUAACUGUGCCAUCAUUGGGCGCUGUCCACAAAUUUGGACAUUGAGUUCCUUGUUUAACUUUUUAGCAAAUUCAGCUCUUGAAUCCUAUUAGUAUAAUUAUUACUCUGAUGAAAUAUUUUCUUCAGCAAUAUCGAUUCUGUCCAAAUGAACUAACCACUAUUUUAUGCCUCUCUGCUGGUGAAUUAAUCACUAUUUUAUGCCUCUUGAAAAGGGAGAGCACCUCUAAGAAGGAGAUAAAAUGGAAACAGGUUGGAAUCUUUAGCCAUGUAAAGAAGAACUUUCUGCAAUAAAAGAAACUAGACUCUUUAUAUCACAAUAUCAAUAGGAUAAAACAGCCAUGAGAAUGAGCACUUUUUUUCAAGGUCUAAAUGGAAAUUAAUGGGAAUUCAGGAUCAUCUUCUCAGGUUUUUAUCUGUUUGCAUUUUAAUUUGGUUUUUGUUUGUUGUUAAGAAUUAGGAGAGAGUUACGUUUGUCUGGGAACUGCAGUAUUUUCUGCACCAGGAUCUUGUGGCUCCCUGGGCAUGUUAUUCUGGGAAUCCAGUGAACUGGAGACCAAGUUCCCAAAAGGGGAGCUAAUGCUGGGUGGCAGGCAAGGAUGGACAAAUGCACCUCUACAUUGGUUAACUUACACUGUAACUGUUAAGCAGGCAAGGGCAUCCUACUUCUGGUUUCUCCAUCCUUUCAGGUAACAGCCUUAGGUUACAAAUUUGAUAGACUGCUAGAAAUCUCCUUAGGUUGUGAGUUUUCUUGUAACUCCCCCUUUUAUCUGCUCAGUGAUGCAGAUAUGUUCCUGGUAGAGCCUCUAGGCGUAAUCAGGAAAGGAGUUAAAUUAUCUCUUCCAAAUAUCUGACUUUAUAAAGUAAGGAAGUUAGGCUUAAAGAGAUCCAACGGCUUGCUACAACCACAUAGUUAGUGGGUCUGUUGGCUGUCACUUAGCUGCAUCAGUCAGGCCUGAAGACAGGAUCAGCAGGACUGAUCUAUAUGUUGUUCCUGUCCAGCAGCCUGGAUGAUACUGUUUCUAGCUAGUAAAACAUGUCUGUUUCUUGGUUGGUUACUGAGAUAUUGUUAAAUCUCCAUUUUCUCUGUGAAAUAGAGAUAACGCUUAACUCAGGGUUCUCUGGAGAUUAGAGGGAUUGGUGAAGGAAAAGCACCUGAUGAUCUGACUGAUAGUGGGGUCUCAGACACUGUACACAUCCUUCUCUUUCCUCUGAUCCUCAGUGGUGUCUUGGGUAGACUGACCACACUGAAGGAGCAGAUCCAUUUGUGGCUGUUGCAGCUUCUUCCAGGGGCUGAGCACUCACUGUGGUAGUUUGCUCAGUUGAUUUGUUCCUUGGCUUCAGUGCUUUAUGGCGUAAGUCACCUGACCUGUUGGUGUGUCUCUCUCAGCAGGAUUUCAUUAUCUUCCCUAAGAUGAACUCUAGCAAGUAUUAUUUCCUAAGCGCAGCUAGCUCUGCAGCUCUGGUCUGUAUGGAUCUUACUGAACAUCCUUGGUCUUAAACCUUAGGGACUCUUGUCUCUUCUCCCAAUAUAUACAGGUUUGGAUUUCUUGCUGGUGCUUCAUUCAUUCAUUCAUUCAAGUUAUGAUUAUAACUUGAUUAUGAUUAUGAUUAUAAGAGAUUCUGUUAUGCGCCCAGGUACUCUUCUAAAGUAAGGAUACACAGUAGUGGACAAGGAUACAAAAUGCAUAUCCUCACGGACCUUGUAUUCUUGUGAACAGUAAGAAGGGAAUGGUUAGAUGUUUUUGCUUCUUGCAGUUAGGGUCCAGAGAUAGUUUUGAGCAGUAGGUUGUGUACAGCGGUCUCACUUCUUGGCUGAAACAUUUAUUUGUUGGUGCAGGACUCUAAUGCUGUCUUUUCCUGCCUUAGCCAUGUAAGCACAUAGAGAGAGGAGACAAAAUUCAGAACAGUCUGGAAUGCCGAGCACCCAACACUGGGGAGCAGUGCCUGUUCUGGAGAGUUCCCUAGACCUGUAAUGGACUUUGUAGGAAGGAUUCAUAAACUUCUGUUGUGUUAAAUCACUGGGAUGUUGGUGCUGUGUAUUUCUGCAGCAUAACCUGGCCUGUCUUGUUGGAAACAUUAGAACAGAUCCAGCACUUGCUGGAUGGCACAUGUAACCCAGUAGAUGUUGACAGUCUUCUUGAAACAGGAGAGAUGUGAACCUUAGAAUGAAGCCAACACCACAGCAGACAGAGCAGGGUGAUAAAUACUCAGGUUUUAGAGACACCAUUGAGCUGUAGGAUCAAGCAUCACCUGACACCUAGAAUUGCACUGGACUUUUCAGCUACAUAAAUCUAUACAUUUCUUAUUAUUUAAGCCAGUGUGAUUGGCAUUUCUGUUCAUUGUAACUGAAAUAAUUCUAAUAUAUAGAGCAAUAACUGAUUUAAGAUAAUAUAUAUAAGAGAGGAACAGUGUUCUUAUAUAUAUAUAUAUAUAUAUAUAUACCUAUUUAACUCUUUCAUUGUGGAAAUUAUCAAAAUAUCUAAAGUAGAGAAAAUAAUAUGACCCUUAUAUAGGCUUUAAAAAUUUUGCCAGUUUUUACAUUUACCCACUCCAGUGUUUUGUUUUUAUUUUGUUUGGGGUGGGUGGGUUUUGGAAUAUUUGGAAUAUUUUGUUUUGUACUAUCUGAAGCCAAGCUCAGACAUUAUGACAUUUCAUGCAUAAAUAGUUUCUUUGUUAGAGAUAAAGAAUCCUUGACAGUCUCUGCUCUAAUCUGUCUAUGAGAAAGAAUUCCCAUUCAACAGAGGCUGUCUCCACAUGGCACAAGCUUAAUUGAGAACAUGGGAGCGGCCUUUUCCUCCCUCAGAGGGCUACCAGAACUUGACCAACAGCUUCUCAAUAUGACUCUGUAAGAGGACCCUCUUGGUCUCCUCCGAACCCCAUGGUAUUCAUUUAUGAGAAGCAACAGGCAGCCCUAAUGCCUUGUAAUAAGGGUGGUCCACAAGGAAUACUAGAUGCCUGUAGUGAUCACUUGAGCAACUUAUUAAAAGUUGAAACUUCAUGAAACUGCUAACUUUUUUUUUGAAACUGCUAACUUUUAACAAGCCCCAGGGUGAUUUACUCAUUAAGAGUUCAGUAGUAAUAGUUAAUUGUUGGUUUCCUAGAAGCCUUCAAAGGACAAAAUAAUAAUAGUAAUUACUCUCUAACAUUUUCAUAUGGGACAUUUACCCUGAAGCUCAAAAACCGCCCUCAUUUGCCUACUUUUCAUUGGUUUUCUUUCUUUUUUUCUUGAAAUAAUGUGUAAAUGAAUGCUAAAAAUACUAUAGUAAAAAUACUUUUUACUAUAAUUUGUAAUCCACUUCCUUCUAAGCAUUCCUGUUUGAUUGUAUUUUUUACAAUUAGCAUUUAACCAUCACAUUUCAGUAAUUGCUAAGAUGAAAAAUGAAGUGAAUAUUUAAUAUUCCUAUUCUAGUUUCUUCCUUAUUUAGUACCAUACAUUCUCUUAAUGAAGUUUCUCUCCUUUUCCGUGGUUGGUGUCCACUUGUUCCCUUGAUCCUCUUUCUGGUGUUGUUCUAAGGUUAUUCUGUGCUUCAGCAGUCAGUGUUCUAAUAGCCAAGAAGUGUGGUGCAAACUACUUUGACAGGUCCCUUCAUGGCCAGUUCAACUUAUCUUACUUUAUGACUAUUGACUUAAUCAACAAAGUGUUUUUUGCAACCAGUCCUGGAGCCAUAAGCUAGGGUUUAUCACCUUUAAUUCCCAAAUUGAUAUAUUAACCCUGCUGCCAAAAAUGGGUUCUGUCUUUAUCUCUGCCUGUGGAUGUUUGCUCCCUAAAACUGCUGGAGAGAUAUGUACUGUGAACGUUCAUUUAUUCAUUCAACAUUGGAUAUUGAUAUAGAGCACUUAUGUGCCAGAAGCAUUGUUUUAGGUGCUGAGAUUUUAUGCUUAUGAACAUUUUUGGUUUUGCAUUUUUGCUUCUAAACAAUGCUGGGUUGGGGAUAAAGUGGGCAUUCUUUAGGCUCCUUCUCCAUGGUUUAAACAAUUUGUAUAUUUGUUGUAUUCAUUUGUUUUACACUUUGGCUUUCCACGGUCAGUUUCCCACUCUGUCUUACCUUCAAAACUAACCACAGCUUCCCAAAAACAGAAUAGGAAAAACACAACUCUACUGUCUUAUAUACCUUAAUGUUUUUUGUUUUCUUUUUUUAAUGUGGUUGGGUUGAUUUAAGCUCUUUACAUUUUGAGAGUGGAUUUGCACAAUUUGCAGAGCAUCUCUAAUAAUUUUUAAGAAAAUAUUAUAAGUACAGACAUAAUUAGAGCACUAGAGCAGAGACAAGGAGAAGGCGAUGGCACCCCACUCCAGUACUCUCGCCUGGAAAAUCCCAUGGACGGAGGAGCCUGGUAGGCUGCAGUCCAUGGGGUCGCUGAGUGUUGGACACAACUGAGCGACUUCACUUUCA
Cervus elaphus (red deer) is the source of this 7200-nucleotide messenger RNA. RefSeq names its product zinc finger protein 75a (gene ZNF75A). The coding region runs from base 372 to 2210 and encodes 612 amino acids. Lineage: Eukaryota; Metazoa; Chordata; Mammalia; Artiodactyla; Cervidae. Gene Ontology annotation, molecular function: RNA polymerase II cis-regulatory region sequence-specific DNA binding; DNA-binding transcription factor activity, RNA polymerase II-specific. Gene Ontology annotation, biological process: regulation of transcription by RNA polymerase II. The transcript is spliced from 9 exons. The record is from RefSeq and is a predicted model, not a curated record.